This is a messenger RNA of Amaranthus tricolor (Joseph's coat), 1344 nucleotides long. Its product is annotated as universal stress protein PHOS32-like. The record is from RefSeq and is a predicted model, not a curated record. Lineage: Eukaryota; Viridiplantae; Streptophyta; Magnoliopsida; Caryophyllales; Amaranthaceae. Bases 204 to 974 code for a protein of 256 amino acids. The transcript is spliced from 4 exons.
GAACAACAUUUAGCAAAAUAAACAAAACAAAGAACAAAUCUCAUUCCACACGCUCUUCCCUUCUGAUUUUUUCCACUUGUCUCAUCUUCGUAUUCUACAGAAAAACAAAACACCCCCCAAACAAGCAAACAUCAACCCUUGAACACGCACCAUUUCAACAAGAGAAAACCCAACGAACAAUCAACAAUCAAUCCCUAAAAACAAUGGCAACUAAUCAAAACCCAACAUCAGAAAAUCAAGUAUUCCCAGAAAUGCCACCAAUUCGGGUCAAACCACCAUCUACAUCAACCGCAUCAUCACCAAGAGUAACUGUUUCAACCCCAACAGCAACUGCAACUGGUGCUGCUGUAGAAACUCCAACAGCUGGUGCUGCAAGGAAGAUUGCUAUUGCUGUAGAUCUGAGUAAUGAAAGUGCUUUUGCUGUUAAAUGGGCUGUUGAUCAUUACAUUCGUCCUGGUGAUGCUGUUGUUCUUCUUCAUGUUCGUCCGACUUCCGUUCUUUAUGGUGCUGAUUGGGGCUGUGUAGAUUUCUCUGCUUCUGUUGAUGGUAAUAAUAAUGAAGAAUCUCAUCAGAAACUUGAAGAUGAUUUUGAUGCUUUUACUACUUCUAAGGCGUCUGAUCUUGCUCAACCUCUUGUACAAGCUCAGGUGCCAUAUAAAAUUCAUAUUGUAAAAGAUCAUGACAUGAAGGAAAGGCUAUGUUUGGAGGUUGAGAGGCUUGGAUUUAAUGCUGUAAUUAUGGGAAGCCGUGGUUUUGGUGCAUCUAAGAGAGGAAGCAAUGGUAGGCUUGGGAGUGUUAGUGAUUAUUGUGUGCGCCACUGUGUCUGUCCAGUAGUAGUUGUCCGCUAUCCUGAUGAGAAUGAAGGAAAUGGUGGAGAUGAUGUAAUGGUUUCUGUGGCUGAAGUAGAUGAAGAGGGAGUUGCUGAAGAGGAAGAGUACCAUGAUGCUUCAGAUGAACGCAAGGCGGCAGCCUGAAAACUGAUACGAUCUGGUGUGUUCUACGAGUAGCAGAUUGUUACCUGAAGAAGGAAAAUCAUUGUUUCCUUUUGUUUUUUGCAAUGUAGAAAUGGGUUUGGCUGGUAUUGGAUUCUAUCACACUCAGAUGAAGCAAAGUUUGCUUUUGUGCCGUCUUCUGUUGCUCCCUGGGAUUUUAUCUUCAUCCAACCUGCUUUUUAUGUGUAUGAAUAUGAAUUAGAUGUGAAUUUAUUUAUGGUUUUUAGGAGGUUUCUGCAUUUUGAUGCGUGCAAUUGCACUUAUUCUCAUGAUUUCUACUCCUUUAUGAUGAUCGUUAUUAGUCAUUUGCGCUUAUUUUGCGAGAUUUAUGCGAUUUUACUCAUUUUGACUA